Messenger RNA from Polyodon spathula (Mississippi paddlefish), 1894 nucleotides. It is a transcript of the gene srrd, whose product is annotated as SRR1 domain containing. The transcript has 8 exons. The record is from RefSeq and is a predicted model, not a curated record. NCBI's taxonomy places the organism in Eukaryota, Metazoa, Chordata, Actinopteri, Acipenseriformes, Polyodontidae. The coding region runs from base 144 to 1178 and encodes 344 amino acids. Gene Ontology annotation, cellular component: cytoplasm; nucleus. Gene Ontology annotation, biological process: microtubule-based process.
CACAUGUUCAUGCAGGAGCUUAGCGAAGGAGGUGAGGGUGAGGUGGUGGAUGUGAGAUCGGGGAUCAGUGACUGGAAACACACCGAAGACAGGCGUAGCGGUUGCUGGAGCCAUGCGGGACUUCGCUUAGAUUUGCCACGGAGAUGACGGGGAACGCGGGAGAGUGGCAGACUGUCCGGAAGAGGAGAGGAGCUGGUAAAGCAGGGAGGCAGCAGCAGGAUCCGGGGCCCAGUAGACAGUGUGGCCGGCUGCAAGACGAGGCUCCGGACAGCCAUAGAAUCAAAGAGAGGAUCCAGGGAGCAGUGGAUGAACUGCGGACUGCAGAGUUUUGGGAUGCGUGUAAAAAGCUCACUCUGGGCUGUCUAAUGAAGAGUCUUCAUACUGGAGCAGAGGAGGCAGGGGAUACGGGAGCACCAGCAAGAGAUUGUCAGGACUGCAAAGGAACGAAGUGUCCUGAUAACGCACCAGAUCCUCCCAUUCCUGCAGCAGACUGUGCUGGACCCUCACCAGAUCCUCCCAUUCCUGCAGCAGACUGUGCUGUACUGUGCCCAGCUGGAGCUGCUCUGGAUUGUGUGUGUUAUGGACUGGGACGCUUUUCCAGCUGUGCCUCCUCUCGUUACCAGCUCGCCCUGCUGCUCCUGCUGUUGGAGAGCCUGCAGAUUCCUGCAAGUCGGUGCUACUUAUACGAUCCCAUGUUCUCUAAAGCAGAGGUCGGCAUCCUUGAGGAUUUCGGAAUGACAGUGUUGACCAAAAAUGAGGAAGGGAAGCGGCCGGCUCACAGACCCACGCUCUUCUACCUCAUCCACUGCGGGAAGGCUCUCUACAACAACCUGCUGUGGAAGAACUGGAGCGUCAGGGGCCUGUCCCAGCUCACUGUCAUCGGGAACAGCUUCCGUGGCAUCGAAGAGAGGUUGUUGGCGAGAGUUUUGCAAAGAGACUACAAGUACAUCUCUGACAUGCUGGAAGUUGUGCGGGAGGUCCCAUUCCCUGACAGCCCUCGCUACCUGGAGAUCUUCAACGACACCUCCGUUCACUGCUUCCCCACGGAGAGGCUGCGCGCCCUGCCGCCGGCGCUCUGGGACUCCCCAGCAGAGCCAGACUACCAGGAGGACCUGGAGAUCAUCCGUGCCGGGGAGGGGGGGUCAGCUCAGGUAGCAGCUCAGCGCACUGCGCUCUGAAGAUAACCUAUGAGGAUCAUCUGGAGCUGCUGGGAGUGCUGUUCUCUGCUAAAUCACCACUAGGUAGCAAUCACGAGCUGGUGCUGGAGUAUAGUUUGCGUGAACUCUGUGGAGUUCAAGAAGUUGCCCUGCCAAAACUUUGAAAACAUGUGCAUUAUAAAACAGAUAAACAGAUUGGAAACGUAACCUGAUAGAAUUGCGCACACAGUGACUGAAGGGAAUUUAUAGACCUGAAUUGUGUGUGUGUGUAAAAAAAAGAAAGGUCUUCCACAAACACAUCAUUUUCACCAUUCUUUAUUGAAACUAGCCACCCGAAAGCCGUUAAAACAAUGUAUUAUAAAGAAAAAACAUCAGCGUUCUAAAGAAAAUACCCUUUCUGAUAAAUCCACCAGGUGUGAAGCUGCCAGUUUGGCGCUCCCUGUUGCAGUCAGUGAGUCAGUCAGCGGUGUGCAUGCAGAGUGUAUCCAAGAGCCUCUUCCCGGGCUGGCAGAGCUGCUGUUUGGACUGGGGUUACAGGGGUCAGAGUUGAAGGGAUCAAAGGAAGAGUUUCAGAGGGCAAAGCAUUGACACCAUUUAACCUUAUCAAUGUGUAUUGAAAAGGCAGAGCUAGAAGUGAGAGGGUGCAGCCUCAUUUCAGCUUUAGACAGAAGUGUAAUUACUGCUUAAUGAACUAGGAACUCCCAAUACUAAUUCAUUAAACAUGGCAUGGUAACUUG